Molecule: messenger RNA, 678 nt
Organism: Batrachochytrium dendrobatidis JAM81
Lineage: Eukaryota; Fungi; Chytridiomycota; Chytridiomycetes; Rhizophydiales
Exons: 5
Coding region: 1-678 (225 amino acids)
Biological process (GO): maturation of 5.8S rRNA
Source: RefSeq, a predicted model, not a curated record
AUGUCAAAACAGCUCGACUACAAAAUCAACAAUCACUCCAGUGUUAUUACUAAAAUGUCAGUAAAUGAGCAGGGAAGGCCAGCUCAUGUAAAAGAACUUUCUGGAAGGAUCAAGGACAUGAAGUUUAUGAACAGAGCCAAUCAAGCACGGAUACGAGAGAAUUUGGAGAAAGAACAACGUAUACAGGACCAGAAAUCCGCCUGGAUGUUGGAUACAAUCGAUAGUCUUGAUUUCAAAAGUAAGGUGCAGCACGAGCAAUUAUCAAGCUACAUGAUGUUUAUUGAUGCCCCAGUAAUGGCCAGAAAGUCGUUUAAUGCAUUCAACAAAAACUUGGAAAAACUUUCUUUAGAUAUUGAAAAGGAAUCAAGGCUGGACAAGGCUGAAGAGAAUGAACGAAGAGAAUUGAUAUCCGACAAAGAGAUGACAAACAGGUAUAGCAAUCUAAUUCAUCGUGAUAAAAAAGAUGAAUCUAGAACUACUGCUGUAAAACGGAGACGAGAUGAAAGGGGCGAUAUCGACGCAGACAAGGCUAUUUUGACAAAUGAAACGAAGAGCUCUUCUGAUGGUUUAAAUGCAACAGGUAAACUCGCUAAACAAAAGCCUGUAGAUUGGUCAAACGAGAGAGGCCGUAAAGCCACUCGAUUUGCUGCUGGCCAGUUUAUCAAACCGUUGGAGUAA